Aspergillus ibericus CBS 121593 is the source of this 1251-nucleotide messenger RNA. RefSeq names its product J domain-containing protein. The record is from RefSeq and is a predicted model, not a curated record. Lineage: Eukaryota; Fungi; Ascomycota; Eurotiomycetes; Eurotiales; Aspergillaceae. The transcript has 3 exons. Gene Ontology annotation, molecular function: misfolded protein binding; protein-folding chaperone binding. Gene Ontology annotation, cellular component: endoplasmic reticulum. The coding region runs from base 108 to 1175 and encodes 355 amino acids.
CUCAGGAACUCUUAUCGUUGUCGCUCGUUGUUCUUGAUGAGGGUGGCUUUGUUGGUUUGAUGGAGGCUUGAUUUGACUUUUCCCCGUUACGAUAUUGUGUUUCGCUCAUGUCGUCCCUCCUCUCCUUCUUUGGUUGGGCUGUCCUUCCAAACUACGUCACCUCCAUCGUUCAAAGCGUCUACUAUGGCAUCACUAUCCGCGCCGGCGAUCCCCGCCCCCAGCCCGGCACUCCGCGCUAUGCGCAACACCGUCGUCGCAUUUACAUCCUGGUCGUGACCAGCUACCUCCUCUACACCCUCUACGAGACUUUCCACCGCGUGCAAGUCGCCGGCGACUUCUAUCGUGCCCUGGGUGUCUCGCCCCUUGCCGAUGAACGUUCCAUCAAAUCGCGCUUCCGUCGCCUCGCCGCUCAACAUCACCCGGAUAAGGUUGGCGGCGACGUCUCCGACGGCUACUUUGUGUAUUUGAAGCUGGCGCAGGAUACUCUCCUUGAUCCCGCCAAGCGCGUCGCCUAUGAUAUGUAUGGCCCGGAUAUGCUGAAGUGGGGCAGUCAGAAGACCUUGCAGGAGUUCGUCCUCGCCGGGUUGCAGCGGUCUCUGCCGAAGUAUCUGAUCGGAUUGAUCACGAUUGUGGUGCUCCAGUUUACAUAUUGGUCGGAGUGGGGGCGUUAUUGGCGCUACUUCACCUUUGCUGCGCUUCUUACACUCGAAUCGAUCCUACUCACUCGUCCUGCGGCUUUCGUGGUUCCCGGGGGAUAUAUCCCUCCCGGGUUGCACGGCCUACUGGGACUCUCGUCCAAGGGCGCUGAGUUCUAUCUCUUGCCGUUUCAGAUUCUGACCCUCGCCCAGCGUGCCUCGGUCACCCUGCAUAUCUUCAUCUCGCAGCUCACGCCGCCGGAAAUUAGGAAAGGGUCGUCUGGUCCGGGUGAGCGGCUUCAUCCACAGACCAUCCAGCGGCUGGGACAGUUGGUGCAGCUCUCGCGCGCGACGGACGGCGAGGCGACCCGGCUGAUGCAGUUGGGAUUCGCGCCGUUCAAGGGCGACCGGGAGGGCGUGACCACGCUGCGGAAGGGCAUGAAGGAGGCGCUGGUGCUAGGCAGUGUUCGGGCCAGUGCCGGGGUGCAGCAGGCGGUUGCGGAGGUGAUUCGGCGGAAGAAGCAGGGGAAGACGGAUUGAGUGGUGGACUUGUAGCUAUUUAUUUUUAUACUUUCUUGAUAGCAGUAGAAUACAUACAAAUAUAUAUGUCUUGUAU